GAACCGAACCGAUUCUCCCCAUGUUUUCUUUCCUCUGUCCAAGUUGAGAAAACAGAAUCAUUCAUCAUCUCCCAAGUUGACAAUGACAGCCACAAACAUCAAAAGGGCAAUAAUCAAAUAAAGAUAAAAGUAGAAAAGAAGGCUGUCGGCCAACCUCAGGCAGAUUGA
Oldenlandia corymbosa var. corymbosa is the source of this 168-nucleotide messenger RNA. The record is from the annotation of a GenBank genome assembly. Lineage: Eukaryota; Viridiplantae; Streptophyta; Magnoliopsida; Gentianales; Rubiaceae.